Messenger RNA from Fomitopsis serialis, 315 nucleotides. RefSeq lists its product as uncharacterized. Bases 1 to 315 code for a protein of 104 amino acids. NCBI's taxonomy places the organism in Eukaryota, Fungi, Basidiomycota, Agaricomycetes, Polyporales, Fomitopsidaceae. The transcript is spliced from 3 exons. The record is from RefSeq and is a predicted model, not a curated record.
AUGAAGGGCCCGUCGUUCCUCCUCGUCCUGGUCGUCCUGCUGGGCGCGCUCCUGAUGGCCGCGGCCCGGCCGAUCCCUGUGGAGGGUGUGCGGCAGAAGAAGGCGUUGAGGCAGUUCCAGAUGAAGCGCGGGCAGCCCGGCGGCGCCAUCCGACGUCUGUACGCUAGGGCUUCGCCUUCGCCAUCUCCGCGACCUUCUCCGUCACCGUCUAGAAAGUAUGUGGCUCCAGCCAUCCGCACGGAAGCACCGCGCGCAGCCAAUCCUGACCUGCUUGGAGUCCUAGACAGGCGGGCUACUAUCUCCCCUUCCGAAUAA